This is a messenger RNA of Macadamia integrifolia, 1773 nucleotides long. Its product is annotated as cytochrome P450 734A1. The coding region runs from base 177 to 1703 and encodes 508 amino acids. NCBI's taxonomy places the organism in Eukaryota, Viridiplantae, Streptophyta, Magnoliopsida, Proteales, Proteaceae. The transcript has 4 exons. The record is from RefSeq and is a predicted model, not a curated record. Gene Ontology annotation, molecular function: oxidoreductase activity, acting on paired donors, with incorporation or reduction of molecular oxygen; iron ion binding; monooxygenase activity.
UGUUAUCUGCUUUACAAAAUAGUUUCGCCUACGCACGUCCUCCCUAGAUCGGUGUGCUAAACCGAUAGCCACACCAAAAUUUCAACGCCUUGCAGCACUUAAACCCUAAACCAAGGGCCUCUCUCUCUCUCUCUCUCUCUCUCUCUCUCUCUUUGCAGAGUCUUUCUCUUCUCCCUAUGAUUAAUCUUCCGGUUGCUUCAAUCUUCUCCUUCCUUCUUCUGUUGGUCUGGUUUAUAGUAAGAUCUGUGUACUACGUCAUCUGGGUUCCAUGGAGAAUCCAACUCCACUUCCAGAAACAAGGAAUAAGCGGCCCUACCUACCGUCCGAUCACCGGAAACACUACAGAGUAUCGUGAACUGAUCGGCGAGGCUCAAGCCAAGUCCAUGUCCUUCCAUCACAAGAUUGGUCAUAGGGUUAUUCCUCAUUACCACAAGUGGUCAGCCAUCUAUGGCAACACUUUUCUGUAUUGGUUUGGUUGGAGACCUCGUCUUGCUAUCUCUGACCCUGAAAUGAUCAAAGAGGUGCUUCUUAAUACCAGUGGCUCAUUUGAGAAGGUUCAGUUCAAUCCUCUCUCUAAACAGCUUAUGGGAGAUGGGCUUGUUGGAUUGGAAGGUGAGAUGUGGUUGAGACACAGGAAGAUCACAAACCAGGCCUUCACCUUGGAAAGAGUAAAGGGCUGGGUGCCAGAAAUCGUGGCCAGCACUUUGAAAAUGUUGGAUCAAUGGGAAGAAAAGAGGGGAGGAAGAGAAGAGUUUGAGAUUGAUGUGCACAAAGAGCUUCAUAAUCUCACUGCUGACAUCAUUUCAAGAACAGCUUUUGGGAGUAGCUAUGAUCAAGGGAAGCACAUCUUCCAAUUGCAAGAGGAGCAAAUGCACCUUGUCUCACAAGCUCUUAGAAGCCCUUACCUUCCAGGGUUCAGGUUUGUGCCUACAAAGAAAAACAGAAUGAGAUGGGCAUUGGAAAGGGAGAUUCGAGAAUCAUUAAGGAGGCUAAUUAAGAUUAACAGUGAAACCAAUGGAUACUCAAGAAAUCUACUUGGGUUAAUGAUGUCGGCGAGAAAGAAUGAGGAAGAAGAAGAAGAUGGAUUAGGGGAGGAAGAAAUCAUAGAUGAGUGUAAGACAUUUUACUUUGCAGGGAAGGAAACAAGUGCUAACCUUUUGACAUGGGCGCUUCUACUUCUAGCACUGCACCAAGAAUGGCAGAUAAAAGCACGUGAAGAGAUAGAUCUUAUCUGCAGUGCCAGUGCCACGGGCCUUCCAACUGCAGAGAAUUUGAGUGAUCUCAAGAUGGUAAGUAUGAUACUAAACGAAACACUCCGUCUCUACCCUCCGGCCGUUAUGCUGAUGCGCCAGACAAACAAAGAUGUUAAGUUAGGAUCUCUUAAAAUUCCGGCGGCCACACAACUCUAUCUAGCCAUGACCGCCGUGCAUCACGACGUCGAGAUAUGGGGUGAAGAUGCUGAGAUGUUUAAUCCCCUAAGGUUCAAAGAUCAAAGGAAGCAUCUAGCUUCAUUCUUCCCUUUUGAACUUGGUCACAGGAUCUGUGUAGGUCAGAAUUUAGCUUUGGUUGAGACCAAAAUUAUUUUAGCAAUUUUAAUCCAUAAAUUUUCUUUUAUUGUAUCUCCAUUAUAUGUCCACGCCCCUAUGCAGUUUAUGACACUGCAACCUCAAUAUGGUGCUCAGAUUCUCUUUAGAAAGAGAUGAUUUAAUUACUUGUAUGGUGACUUUGAAAUGUAUCAAAACCCUAUAUAUGAGAAUGUGGACUUUGUUUUCA